Microthlaspi erraticum is the source of this 309-nucleotide messenger RNA. NCBI's taxonomy places the organism in Eukaryota, Viridiplantae, Streptophyta, Magnoliopsida, Brassicales, Brassicaceae. The record is from the annotation of a GenBank genome assembly.
AUGGUCCUGGAUCCCGUAAUCUCACAUGACGACACGAUUUGGAACUCUAAUGGGAUGAAUGAGUUGAAGUGCCUUGAAUUGCUAGUACAGAGUUACAAACCCUUGACUUGUCGCAUGCAUCAAUGGUUCUUGAAGCACAUCAUCAUGAUCUCGUCCUCCUGUGCAAUGUGUUUGAGAUGUACAGCUUUUGAGAAUGCAGUAGCAUCAAACUCUGCAGACGAGCCUCCUUGGGUUAUCGCAUCACGGUUACGUGAUCAUCUCCUUUUGCCUAGAGAAAGAAGAGAUCCUCUGUUAUGGACUAAAGGUUGA